UGCUGCACACACUUCCGCUUUCAGACACAGUAAUUCGGGAAUUUAAGCAACAUGACGUCACCCAUCCUGCCAGCGGCGAGUGAGUAGAGUAGCUUUUCACCGUCCAGGAGGGAUAUUUAGUAGCUCAUUCUCCAGGACAAGUCUUUGGAUUUCGUGGUUGUUUCGUACGAGUCGCGAACAGUAAUUAACACGGACACAGCGUUCCUUACUAUGCAACGUUUGCAAUAGGUAAUCGACGACGUUUCCUUGUGAAUGUAAAUGGAAGACACAGAAGGUACAGAUGAGCAUUACUGUGCGGGAUGUGGAGCCAGAGUCCAGGAGCCGUUCCACAUGAAGGUCCUGCAGGACACCUGGCACAGCGCCUGCUUUCAGUGCUCAGUGUGCUGUGACCACCUGACUAACUGGUAUUAUGAGAAGGAUGGCAAGCUGUACUGCCGCAAACACUACUGGGAGAAGUUUGGAGAGCUGUGUCACGGUUGUUCUCUGCUUAUGACCGGACCUGCCAUGGUGGCCGGAGAACACAAGUAUCACCCCGAGUGCUUUGUGUGUCUCAGUUGCAAGGUGGUGAUUGAGGACAGGGAUACUUACGCCUUAGUGGAGCGCUCCAAACUCUACUGUGGGAAGUGCUACAAGCAGGUGAUCCUCACACCCAUGUUGGAAAAGCGCUCACAUGACUCCAUCCUGGACUCCCUCCCCCACACAGUGACACUCAUCUCUAUGCCCUCUGCGGCCAACGGCAAGAGGGGCUUCUCUGUCUCUGUGCUGAGGGAUGUCAACGGAUCAGCAAGUGUCCAAGUCAAAGAGGUCAGAGGGAUGCUCAUUAGUCCAGAGGUGCGCAAUGCCAUUCACGUUGGAGACAGGAUCCUGGAGAUCAAUGGACUUCCUGUGGGGACGCUGCUGGAGGAAGAGGUGGACGACCUCAUCCAUCGUACCAGUCAGACACUACAGCUGCUUAUAGAAUAUGACCCAGUCAGGCAUCGUCUGGACCGGCUCAGGCUGGGAUCACCCAGGAACAUCCUGGGAGCGCCAGCAUCUUCCCGCAUGCGCUUGUCCUCACCAACAAACGCAGUCCUGGAGAGAACUGAAGCAGAUAGCGGCACACUGAAGAGGAGGUCUUUGAGGCGCAGCAACAGCAUAUGUAAAUCACCUGGGCCCAAUUCCCCCAAAGAGCAUCUUUUUACAACCCGAGACAUUGGACGCUCUGAAUCUUUGAGGUCUUCCAGUAGCUGCUCUCAUCGCAUCUUCAGGCCAUGUGACCUCAUCCACGGCGAGGUUUUGGGAAAAGGUUUCUUUGGGCAGGCCAUCAAGGUGACUCAUAAAGCAACAGGAGAAGUGAUGGUGAUGAAGGAGCUGAUUCGCUGCGAUGAGGAGACCCAGAAAACUUUCCUCAAGGAGGUGAAAGUAAUGCGAUGCCUUGACCAUCCUCACGUCCUCAAGUUCAUCGGUGUUCUCUACAAGGACAAAAGGCUCAAUUUGAUCACAGAGUUCAUCGAAGGAGGAACCCUCAAGGACUUCAUCAGAGACACUGAUCCAUUUCCGUGGGAGCAAAGGGUGAGCUUUGCAAAGAGCAUCGCUUCUGGCAUGACCUACCUUCAUUCGAUGAGCAUCAUACACAGAGACCUCAACUCUCACAAUUGCCUGGUUAAACUGGACAACACCGUGGUGGUUGCAGACUUUGGACUCUCCCGACUCAUUGUAGAAGAGAAAGUGAAACCUGCCCCUGAAAAGAACUCCACGAAGAAAAGGGCGUUCCGACGUAUUGACCGUAAAAAAAGGUACACCGUGGUUGGAAACCCCUACUGGAUGGCACCAGAGAUGCUCAACGGAAAGCGCUAUGAUGAGAAGGUGGACAUUUUCUCAUAUGGAAUAGUUCUUUGUGAGAUCAUUGGGAAGGUCUACGCAGACCCAGAAUGCCUCCCGAGGACUCUGGACUUUGGUCUGAAUGUGGGCAAGUUUGUGGAGAAGUUCCUCCCCGAAGACUGUCCACCAGCGUUCUUUCCACUGGCUGUGGCAUGUUGUGACCUCACACCAGACAACCGUCCACCCUUCCAGAAGCUGGAGGACUGCUUCAAGGCUCUGUCCCUCAACCAGGAGCUGGGCAUCCCACUCCCAGCUGAACUGGAUGAACUUCAUCAGAGCCUGAGUCGACUCCACUGGCCCAAAGACAGUUCCUUCCCAGUGCCAAGUGCAGAUGAGCCACAACCCCACAAAGACGUCUCUCAGGACUGUUCCAGCAUGUCAGACAACGGCACUUAGGACCCGCCCUCCUUUUGACCCAUGUAACCCUCUGACCUGCUGCACUAUAAUAACAGGGGUGGUGAAAGAGGAAAACUGUGAUCAUAUGAGGACCAAGAAACACCUGAUGGACUGUUCUAGAUUUGUGGACACGGAGGAGCCAUUCCAGUUGUUACCUUGUAUUCCACACUCACACAGGCGUUGUACUCAUGUUUACUGUACAGAAAGACAAUUAGCAGCUUUCUGUGGUCUGGUUGCAUCUUUACACUAUUCUGCGAGUUCAGGGUGUGAGAACACUUUGUUUUUCUCCUGCUGGUGGAAUGCACGGCUCCAUGUUUGCCCAGCAGAGGGAUCCUUCCACCGACGUCAGCAAGGCUGACAUGUCUAAGUCAACAGAAGGCAGGCUAGCUCAAAGCAGCUUAUUUACCCUGAAAGACUUGUGUUGUCAUUUCACUCCUCAUCCAAGUUACAUGCGUGUUUCUCGACUUUGUAGAUUUUUGCACUUUGACUUUUUCUAGCUAUCUUUCAGAGUUUUGCAAAACUGACACCUCGGUCAUAUUUCCCAUUUUUCCCCCACCCUUUUUAAAACAUUACCACACCAUGACCUUAAAACGUGUACAGAAGAACUGGAUUUGUUGUAUAUUCUUUUCAUUUAUUCAAAUGUCAAUACUGUACAGAAGUCGCUUUUUUGUAAUGUGGGGACUUUUCGAUUUACAUUUCAUAUACAGUGGGUGUUGAUUUGCCUUUUUUUUCUUUUUUUUUAGCAGCGUCAUAUUAAGGUACUGACCACCAACUGUAACCACUGCUAUUUAAUAAUCAAUAGUGUCUCAUGAAUAAACCUUUUAUCUUUGGGGUCAGUGGCAGUUCUGGCUUGAAUGACGCACAAGAAACAUGUUGAUGAUGUUACUGUUGUAAUUAGCUUUUUAACCAGAUAAUUAACAUAAGGGCUGAGGCACAGCUGUGAAGGGAGACCCCCAUACUCUGGUUUGGUUUGGUCACGUGGUGGACAUUUUGAUGACAUCUGAGCAGUAUGGGGGACGAGUUUCCUGCCUGUAGAGGGCGCUAAAACACGUAUUUUCAAAUAAAUUCUUUAGCAAACUCAAAUUUACAAAGUUACAAUUACAGUACAUGUCCAUUACAAUGACUAUUUUCAUCAUUUGCAAAACAAACUUUAAAUCAGCCAAUGUGUAUUUUCACACAGGGUAAAUGAACGCGUCACGACUAGUUUAGCGGUCACUUGUAGCUGUAAAUUCUUAUACAUUUCUUAGAAUGUGUAUUUUUUAGUCUAGUCAAAACAGACUUCAUGUUUGAAUAUUUGUUGAUGAAUGUUUAUCCUUGCCCUCUUUUGUUUUACAAAACGAACCCAACGUAGCCCUUGUAGUUCUUAAGAACAGCCAAGAGAGGGUGCCAAAGAGGCCCAUGUCAGAUCCACUCUAUUCUCUAUGGCAGGGGUCGGGAACCUUUUUGGCUACAAGAGCCAUGAGGACCAGAUAUUUUAAAAUGUGUAUCUGUGAGAGCCAUAUACAUUUUUUAAACAUUGAAUGCAAUAAAAUGUGUGCAUUUUUAUGUAAGACCAACAGUUUUAGAUAUAAUGGGCUCUAAUUACGUAGACCAGGCACACUACCCCACGCCAAGGGGGUGUGGCCAGCACACUUUUGUGAGCAGCGCAGUGUCCAAUAAUAAAUCAAAUACUUGCUGCCAUUAAUGCAACUUCUGCUGCUGCAUGGUUCUGCACCGUACUCCGUAUAUUUCAUUCUUUUGGCCAUCUUUGCCAGAAGGCUUGGUUCUGCAGCUUUAGCUAGGUGACUAUUGGACUAAAGGAGGAAAGUUUACAUUUACAUCUCAAUGACCGAGGUACACUACCGCAUUACCCAGUAAUAAUCGAGUUUUGGUGUUUGACCUGGAAAAUAUCAUCAGGAAAGAUAGAUAUGGUCAGCCGUAUUGCAGUAGAAAAUAGAUGGACGGAUUAAAAUGCAUAAGAAAGUUGUUGAUUUUUAAUAUUUUUAACAGUGAUUUCUGUGAUGUUUACUUUAAAAUGUUAGCAAACAUACAUUUUUAUUGUGGUAAAUGCUUGAGAGCCAGAUACAGUCACCAAAAGAGCCCUACCUGGCUCCCGAGCCAUAGGUUCCCUACCUCUGCUCUAUGGGUUUAGAGGAAUACAAUUAAACAUGUUUUCGUUUCCAUGUCUGAUUUUAUUUCAGUCUCACUGAAAAACAUCUUACAUGAACAAGCAGUGAAUACAAAUGUAUUUUGUAUGACUAUGUGAAAAAAUAAGUAAGCACACACAAAACAGUCAAACAGCAGUAUUGAAAGACUCCAGUGACGUGCAUCCAAAAAUCAAGUGGCGUGUUGCAAAAUCAUGUGGCGUGAAGCUGAACAUGGCAGCCGACAGGCUCUAUGGAUGCAAACACUAACGGACUGUAUGCUCACGCAUUCAUGUUUCACACCAGCUGCAUACAAGCUAGAAUAAGUCAAAUGUGUGUGUGUGUGUAACGUCAGCACCAGC
Molecule: messenger RNA, 4741 nt
Organism: Doryrhamphus excisus (bluestripe pipefish)
Lineage: Eukaryota; Metazoa; Chordata; Actinopteri; Syngnathiformes; Syngnathidae
Gene: limk2
Product: LIM domain kinase 2
Biological process (GO): actin cytoskeleton organization; protein phosphorylation
Cellular component (GO): nucleus; cytoplasm
Molecular function (GO): ATP binding; protein serine/threonine kinase activity; protein binding
Source: RefSeq, a predicted model, not a curated record